Messenger RNA from Oryzias latipes (Japanese medaka), 2271 nucleotides. It is a transcript of the gene dda1, whose product is annotated as DET1 and DDB1 associated 1. The record is from RefSeq and is a predicted model, not a curated record. Gene Ontology annotation, cellular component: Cul4-RING E3 ubiquitin ligase complex. NCBI's taxonomy places the organism in Eukaryota, Metazoa, Chordata, Actinopteri, Beloniformes, Adrianichthyidae. Gene Ontology annotation, biological process: positive regulation of proteasomal ubiquitin-dependent protein catabolic process.
CCACGUGGGACCAAGAAUGAACCAAUACCUGUUAGAAGGGGUGUGGCCAAUGAAACGUCGCUGCGAUCAAGCGGUCAUGCUAGCCGAGCUAGUCGUUUAAACAGUUUUACGAACGAAUGGCUAACAACUUGAGUAUUAUUUCAAACGAGUAGUUUUUUUUCUGGCUGACAUUGGUACAAGUUAUGGAAACGUGAAUUUAUAUGUAAAAGUUGCUGCUUUUUUGUGUGCCAAGAGGACCCACUAGAUUAGCUUACUUGUUGAGCUAGCCUUCGGAGCUAGCUAGCGCGGCCAUCACGAGCAACACAACAGAUAAAGAGUCCAGUUCAGAAGUAAACGCUCGGACACGCAAGAUCUCUGCCACCAUCAUGGAGAAGGCUGAUUUCUUGAAAGGACUUCCAGUCUACAAUAAGAGCAACUUCAGCAGGUUCCAUGCAGACUCUGUUUGUAAAGCAUCUAAUCGAAGGCCUUCUGUAUACCUUCCAACACGAGAAUAUCCUUCUGAACAAAUAAUUGUAACAGAGAAGACCAACAUCCUCCUGCGUUAUCUCCAUCAGCAGUGGGACAAAAAGAACGCAGCAAAGAAAAGGGAACAAGAGCAAGGCGAGGGGGACAGUCCUGCACCCCCGAGGAAGAUUGCCAGGACGGAUAGCCAAGAGAUGAAUGAGGAUUCAUAAAAAUGAAUAUGCGCAUGUUUGUGUGUGUUUUUGGGAGAAAGAGAAGUGUAUCUGUCUGCACAGGGUUUAGCCAAGAAAAUGCAAUACAAAGACUAAUUCUAGUGAAAGAAAAAGUUGUAGCUUUUUUGUGUCACGAGGCAACAGAAAUGUUAUUGUCCUGAAAUGACCCUCAGCGGUUCAGUGAAAAGGACUGGAGCAGAAGACAUUUGAAUUUCUCUGAUUGUUGUUGACACUGAAAGGUUGUCGAUGUAUCGCAUGUGGGUAAACUACUGCUGUUCUGAUAAUGUUGACUGUUCCUUGUGUGGACCAGAAUACACUUGUUUGCAUGCAGGCUAAGCUGUGUGAAUGAGUGAGUGAGUGUGUGUGAGUGUGUUGUAUGUGUUGUGAGUGAAUAGUCUUAAGAAGUGGGUAGAUUUCAGAGUCAGACAGCAAAAGUCUCACACUACUUUUAAAAACUUUAACGUGUAGCCUUCUGUGACCUGGAGAGUCUGAUCUGUGUGAACAUUUUGUUACGAUUUUAAUUUUAUUAUUACUUGUUGUUGUUUUUGUUUGGCAAUGAGCUUCCUGCCAGCCACAGUGCCCACCCUCUGAGUUUCACUGCCCAACUCUGCAGCCACUUGGGGGCAUUGCAGCAUUUCUCCACCCCAUUAAAAUCUACAGAACCAGGAAUGCACUGUGACGAAGAGCACAAAGUAGAGACAACUCUUCCCGAAUGCUCCAUAAGUUGUGUUUGUAGGGUGAAUCUUCAUAUCAGCAUUCUCAAAGGUAAAAUGCGUUUUAGUUUUUGGAAAUAUUUCUCACGUAUAGCACCAUCUUCUGGUUGAAAUGAGAUAUUGGAUUUUCUAAAAUCUUUUAGCGAAAAGUGCUAAAGAGUAAAAAUGGGCUUGAUAACAGCACAGAAACUACUGAAAGUGAAGAAAAGGUAAAAAGAAUGCCUCCUUUUGUUGAAUCUAUCAGAGCUAGAGUCAUCAGCAAUGUCUCUACCGUUUUUGUUAAACAUAAUGAAGACAAACACCUCGUUGCACAGCGGAUGUAAUCUUGUAUUGCAUGUUGAUCCCUUCACAGCUGGACUUGUUUGGACAGAGACAAGCUGAGGGGUUGCUGGGGUUGUCUGUCUGGUGUAGUUCUGGACGCUUGAGGCCUUAUAAGUUCUCUUUCUGGUUUGGAUCCUUUUGCUCCCAAAGGUCUUUAGGUGGCUGCUCUGUCUGUUUGACAAUCCUGGAAGAUUUCUGUCAAAGAGCUAGGACAGGUGACCGCAGAGGGUGUUCAUAAUUUCAACCAUAGAUGCACGAUAAACAUAGAUAGCUUUUCCUGCCCUGCCCCUUGGAUUCACUCUGUUUUUCUUUAGGCUGCAACAUUGAUUACAAUUUCUUUUUCCAAAUUCUUAUCGCUGCCCAGCAGUUACUAAAUUUUGUCCCUUCUCAGUUUGUGCAAUGAGGAUCUACCCAACAUUGUAAAUACCGUUUUCUACACAUGAAACCAUGUUCUGCUUUCGCUCUGAUGGACUGUUCAACUACACCCUAAGCCUUGCCCCCAUCCAGUGUUAGUUCUGAUGUCCUUUUUAGCUUUGCUCAAUAAAAACUGGAUUCAAAAUGGA